UCUACAGACAGCUGUAGCAAAGUGAACUUCCGUUAAGUGGGGAAAAUAGCCCAAAAUUUGAACCACAAUUUUCAUAACUUGCGAAAACGUGCGCUUACGUCGGUUUGCGUGUGAGAGAGUGUGUGUGGUGAAUUCUCCCACAUACCCCCCUGCAACCGCCCACCACUCUCGGUUCGGUCAGCGCGCAAAACGUAAAUUUCACUGCAAAUAAAUUGCUUUGCUCUUAUCUCGAGGCGCGCGCGCUCGCAUCAUGAGUAUGAGUGUGUGUUUAUGUGUGUGUGCGAGGGAAUGUUGUUAAUUAAUUUACAAAAGUCGGUCCUGCUGCUCCCCUCAGUGCAAUAUCCCCCGUAUCUACUAUAUAUGUGUUGUUGGUCCAAUAACAGAUAAAACGUUGAGAAACGAAGGGCACCCCAAUCGAAAGUGUGACCUUACAACAAUAACAACAUAACUACCGUUGCAGUUGGAUUGCAUUCGGGGCAGCCGCCCAACCACCCGACCUCUCCUCCCCAAGCUUCUGGCUUAGAAAACGAAAGUAAAGUUAUUUUUCAUGUACAAAGUAAACAGUCUCUCUGAGUACGCCAAGAGAGAGGAAAACGGAAAGAGCACGGAAACCAGAGAGCGCCAGAGAGGGAGGGGACUUGAACACUUGGCCUUGAACUUGUGCGGACGUUAUACAAUCGUGCCACAGUCACGGGACACAGACAGCGACAGCGCCAGCGACACGGGAAAACCUCAGGUGGAAACGACAGACGAGACGCGUCAAUUGUCAUAAUGUGCGUACAAUAAAAGGGGGGAAAAACGGAGGAGCGCAACGAGCCGUCUAUCUCGUGGAUGCAAGGCCCUGGAAUGGCCCAUCUGUGUAAUGUGUAAUCUGCGAUCGAAAGCGAAGGAAAACUGCAGGCACAGUUGACUGCCGUGCAAUCCGCAUCCUGCUCAUCCUCCCAUCCAGUGAAAAUAUCUUUUGUACCUGUUGUUGGUCCUCGGCUGUCGCCAAAGCCUGAAGGCAGAUACUUCUUCCGCUAAGCUACCUGAAAACAAUUUAUAGGGAAACGUAAUUAUAUAAAAAUAUAUAGACCACAUAAAUAUAUAUAUAUAUAUACAAGAAGAUUGUGCCGUUUUGACAAACCGUCCACUUAUACAACAAUAACAAGGAAAACAAGUAGGGAACCCCCCUAUACAUAUGCAGGAUAAUAUACAUAUGUGUGGAUACAAUACAUGUUAAAUAUGCCCCAAGUCUGCCACAACAGCAACAGCAACAACAGCAACAGCAACAGCUACGCAAAGAAGUGGAACCUAAAGAAUAAUUAACGAGAAUUUACCUGACACCAGAAAAGAGGGGAACGAAACCAAGGAUUCGCCUAACGGAACACACUGGGGAGACACCAGCCACCAGCCACCAUCCGCCAUCAUCAUUAUCCUAAUAAUCGGAGGAGCGACAAGAGGAUAGGAUAGGAAAACCGUUGCCAUGGGUCGCAAAAAAAUCCAGAUAUCACGCAUCACCGAUGAACGCAAUCGGCAGGUGACCUUCAACAAGCGGAAGUUCGGCGUCAUGAAGAAGGCCUACGAGCUGUCGGUGCUCUGCGACUGCGAGAUAGCGCUGAUCAUCUUCUCGUCCAGCAACAAGCUCUACCAAUACGCCAGCACGGACAUGGACAGGGUGCUCCUCAAGUACACGGAAUACAACGAGCCGCACGAGUCGCUGACCAACAAGAACAUCAUUGAGAAGGAGAACAAGAACGGCGUCAUGUCCCCGGACUCGCCCGAGGCCGAGACAGACUACACGCUAACACCACGAACAGAGGCCAAGUACAACAAGAUCGACGAGGAGUUCCAGAACAUGAUGCAGCGCAACCAGAUGGCCAUCGGAGUGACCGGGGCGCCGCGGCAGCUCCCGAACAGCAGCUACACGUUGCCCGUGUCGGUGCCAGUGCCGGGCUCCUACGGUGAGAACCUGCUGCAGGCCAGCCCACAAAUGUCCCACACCAACAUCAGCCCCCGUCCAUCCAGCUCGGAGACGGAUUCAGGUGGGAUGUCCUUGAUAAUAUAUCCAUCGGGUUCCAUGCUGGAGAUGUCGAACGGCUAUCCGCAUUCCCAUUCGCCGCUUGUGGGAUCGCCCAGUCCAGGCCCCAGUCCUGGCAUAGCCCAUCACUUGCCCAUCAAACAGCAGUCGCCGGGCAGCCAGAAUGGACGGGCUGCCAACCUACGGGUGGUCAUACCGCCCACCAUAGCCACCAUACCGCCCAACAUGUCUGCGCCCGAGGAUGUGGCCUAUACAGAUAUCCCUCCGUGCUCUCCUUUCCAGCAACGACAGAGCCAAACAUCACUAAACACGCCCGUGGUGACGCUGCAGACUCCGAUACCCGCCCUCACGAGCUACUCCUUCGGGGCGCAGGACUUCUCUUCCUCCGGCGUCAUCGGCAGUGCGGAUAUCAUGAGCCUGCCCACAUGGCACCAGGGUCUGGUGCAGCACUCUAGUCUCUCGCACCUGGCAGUCUCGAAUAGCACACCGCCGCCCGCCACCUCACCCGUCUCCAUUAAGGUCAAGGCCGAGCCGCAGUCGCCGCCGCGUGAUCUCUCCGCCAGCGGCCAUCAGCAGAACAGCAACGGAUCGACGGGCAGCGGCGGCUCCAGCAGCAGCACGAGCAGCAAUGCCUCGGCCGGCGGCGGGGGAGCAGGCUCCUCUGCCGCCAAUGCCGGCAAUGUCAUCACGCACUUGAACAACGCCAGUAUCCUGGGAGGCGGUGGUCCCCCAGGAGGAGGCGGUGGCGGUAGCAACGGGAACGCGGAGCAGGCCACCAAUCUGAGCGUCCUGGGCCACUCGCAGCAGCACCUGGUCAUGCCCAACUCGAGGCCGUCGUCGACCGGUCACCUAACGCCCACACCAGGGCAUGAUAAGUAUGAAGGAUAUCAGUACCGCCUGCUAAUGGGCCACAAUCCUAGAUGGAAUUCUGCCGGUGCGCCCAGCAGCGAGCAGGAUGUGCGUCUGGCCGCCGUCGCAGUGCAGCAGCAGCAGCAGCACCAACAGCAACAGCAACAACAGCACCAGCAACACCAGCAACAACAGCAGCAGCUGGGGGACUACGAUGCACCCAACCACAAACGUCCCAGAAUAUCGGGUGGAUGGGGUACAUAGCCGGCACGUGCAGGCGAUAGCAGCAGCCACUACAAGCAGCAACACAACAGUAACGGAACCGGCGGCGGCGGCGGCGGAGGAAGCCACAAGAAGCAAGAGGUCCACCCCAACAUCAGCGACAUCGACGAUCUGGCCAUGAUGCCGCCGCCGCCGCGUAAGGAUGUGGCUACCGUCCGGAGUUCGUUCAGCAUGGCUGGUUCUGGCUAUGACUGCUAUGGCCAACAGCAGCUGGCGGUGGCCUAUGGAACGCAGCAACACCAAUAGCAGGAGGAGGGGAAGGAGAAGGAGCAGCAGCAGCAGCAGCAGCAGCAACAAUAGUUGCAACAACAGUGCAAUAGUUCAGAGAAAAUUAAACUGGAAAUUGUGGAAGA
This is a messenger RNA of Drosophila persimilis, 3504 nucleotides long. It is a transcript of the gene Mef2, whose product is annotated as myocyte-specific enhancer factor 2. Gene Ontology annotation, molecular function: DNA-binding transcription factor activity, RNA polymerase II-specific; protein dimerization activity; RNA polymerase II cis-regulatory region sequence-specific DNA binding. NCBI's taxonomy places the organism in Eukaryota, Metazoa, Arthropoda, Insecta, Diptera, Drosophilidae. The coding region runs from base 1466 to 3133 and encodes 555 amino acids. The transcript has 12 exons. The record is from RefSeq and is a predicted model, not a curated record. Gene Ontology annotation, biological process: cell differentiation; positive regulation of transcription by RNA polymerase II.